This is a messenger RNA of Stomoxys calcitrans (stable fly), 1686 nucleotides long. Its product is annotated as probable cytochrome P450 6a21. Gene Ontology annotation, molecular function: monooxygenase activity; oxidoreductase activity, acting on paired donors, with incorporation or reduction of molecular oxygen; iron ion binding. The transcript is spliced from 2 exons. Lineage: Eukaryota; Metazoa; Arthropoda; Insecta; Diptera; Muscidae. The coding region runs from base 69 to 1604 and encodes 511 amino acids. The record is from RefSeq and is a predicted model, not a curated record.
AAGCCCCAAGUUCUAUCCGGCAGUAUCUCUUAUCGAAAGUAGAUUAAAUUUCUUAAUUUUGUUGAUGGAUGCCAACUUACUGGACAAUGUCCGUAAUAGAGAUUCUAUUGGCCACAUUAGCCGGGCUUCUUGUGUACAUUGGAUUAAGGAUGCGAAAACAUUUCAAUUAUUGGAAGGACUUGGGUGUUGCCUGUGAGCCACCCAAUUGGUUAAUGGGUAGUGUUGCAGGUUUAGGAACUUCGAAGCCUUUAAAUCAUAUAAUUAGUGAUUAUUAUGCCAAAUUCAGAUUAGCGGGACCCUUUGUCGGUUUCUAUUGGUUCUCCAAACUGGCUGUCUUUGUUAUGGAACCGAAUUUGAUUAAACACAUAAUGAUCAAAGAUUUCUCAAAGUUCACGGAUCGUGGUCUAUACACCAAUGAGGAAGAUGAUCCUUUGUCGGCACAACUUGUUAACUUGGAUGGAGCCAAGUGGCGCCAUAUGCGCAACAAACUCUCACCCACCUUUACGUCGGGCAAAAUGAAGGUCAUGUUCCCAUUGGUUACUAAAUUGGGCAAUGAUUUAAUCGAAGUUUUCCACAAGACUCUUGUCUCUGAUCAGGUGUUGGAGGUGCGCGAUUUGGUCGCUCGCUUUACCACCGAUGUCAUUGGAACUUGCGCCUUUGGCCUUGAAAUUGACAGUCUACACAAUCCAAAUGUUGAAUUUCGUCGCAUGAGCCGCAAAGCAAUCGUGGAAAAGCGUUAUGGCACUUUGGGGUUUAUGCUACGUUUCAGUUUUCCUGAACUCUCGCGUCGCCUUCAUGUCAAGGAAACUGUGGCCGAUGUUGAAGAGUUUUUCCUAGAUAUUGUCCGUAACACUGUAGACUAUAGAGAGCAGAAUAAUGUGAAACGCAAUGAUUUCAUGGAUAUGCUAAUCGAUUUGAAGAACAACAAAUUGAUGAAAAGUGAAACAGGAGAAGAGAUGACCAAUCUGACAUUUGGUCAGAUAGCUGCGCAGGCUUUCUUCUUUCUGUUAGCUGGCUUUGAAACUUCAUCGACCACUAUGUCCUUUGCUUUAUAUGAGUUGGCCCAAAAUCAAAAAGUGCAACAGAAGGCUAGGCAAGAGGUUGAGCAAGUUUUGGAGAAACAUGGAGGGCAGUUUACCUAUGAGUGCAUGAAGGAAUUGGUGUAUUUGGAUCAAGUCAUAGAGGAAACCCUUAGACUUUACACCGUUAUAUCUGCUCUUCUGCGUAGGGCUCUGGAGGAUUAUGUUGUGCCUGACCAUCCUCAUUAUGUAAUCAAAAAGGGAAUGUUUGUCGUUAUACCAGCAUGUGCCAUACACCGAGAUGAACGCUAUUUUCCCCAACCCAAUGUUUUCAAUCCUGACAACUUUAUUCCCGUAAAGGUGGCCGCACGUGAUUCUAUAUUAAAUUUAUCCUUUGGCGAAGGACCCAGAAAUUGCAUUGGCUUGCGUUUUGGCAAAAUGCAGACAUUGGUUGGCUUGGCCUUGCUGUUAAAGAACUUUAAGUUUUCCACCUGUGAGCAGACACCGAUUCCCAUGACAUACGAUAAGAAGAGUUUCCUGGUGUCCUCGGAGAGUGGUAUCUAUUUGAAAGUUGAGAAAUUGUAAUAGACAUGAAAUGUGAAUGUAUUAAGAAAUUAUUUCAAAGAAAUGGUUGCCGAUAUUAACCUGAUAUUAAUUGAGGAUAAAA